Messenger RNA from Geosmithia morbida, 456 nucleotides. RefSeq names its product Enamine deaminase RidA. The transcript has a single exon. NCBI's taxonomy places the organism in Eukaryota, Fungi, Ascomycota, Sordariomycetes, Hypocreales, Bionectriaceae. Bases 1 to 456 code for a protein of 151 amino acids. The record is from RefSeq and is a predicted model, not a curated record. Gene Ontology annotation, cellular component: cytosol; mitochondrion. Gene Ontology annotation, molecular function: deaminase activity.
AUGUCACCAAACGGGCAAGCGUACCUAGCCCACCCGGAACAGCCCGAGGGAGCCACGAUAUUCCCCCAGGCGCGCAUCGCCCCCACGACACCUCACAAGACCAUAUACAUCUCCGGUACGGCCUGUGUCCGACCAGACGGCACCUGGGAGGGUGUGACAGAAAAUGCCGACGGGACCCAGACGCUCGACAUCCGAGCCCAGACUGCCGCAGUUCUGGCCAAUGUCGACCGAAUCAUCAAGGGCGCGUCGGAGGGGAAGGGCAGCAUCCACAACGUCAUCGACGCCGUCGUGUACAUACUCGACAUGAAGAGCCAGUAUGCUGGGAUGAAUGAAGAGUGGAACAAGAUCUUCCCCACAAGGGCCAGUGCUCCGGCGAGAGCCACUAUUGGGGUCCGUGAGCUGCCUGAUCCGAGGAUGCUGGUCGAAGUUAAGGCUGUUGCCGUGGUCGAGGCCUAG